UCAAAACGAUUAAGCAAAGUAAAGGGUGGUUAACUACUUCCCUUCCGCGACGACUCGGCGUCGGCGACCGGCGACGAGACAUGCUCCUCGUCGACGGCGAGCCCGUCGCCGCCUCCGGCUCCUCCCGCGGGGUGCGCCUGCUUGAUUGUUGGACGAGCUGCUCACCUCCUGACACACUUCCCGGGCGCGUUCUGUUCUUGCAGGGGGGCGGCGGGAGCGAGCUGGUGGCGGCGCUACUGGGGGACCCCGGGCUCCGCGCCGCGUCCGGCAGGCUCAGGGACGCGCCGGAGAGGCGGAUCUCCUCGGGGCCGGAGGAGGAGGCGGCGGUGGCGCCGAGGCACGUGUACGUGUUCCAGCGGGAGUUCGCCACCGUGGAUCCGGCUCGCAUCCAGUUAGUGGGCACAGAUGAGGUGACUACAUGUGUGGGUGUUGUAAUUCGCAACAACAGGACUGGAAUGACUUCUAUUAGUCACAUGGACUUCCCAAAAAUUGUGGAGGGAGGGCUCAAACAGAUGUUAGAAUUACUUGGUGAUGACAAUGCACCUUUUGAUGUUCACCUGAUUGGUGGCUUUGAUGAUGUUUCUACAAAGGUUGUACAUUCCUCUGGAAGGAAGCACAGCAAACUGGAAGGGUAUUCCUAUCCACUAUGUUGCAGAAUACUUGAGGUGUUGCAUAAGUACCAGAAGCAAUUCCAUCUUCGUACAUUUUGUGUCCUUGGGAACAAUACCACAACUGAUUUAUAUGGGAAUACAAGGCCAAUAAUUGGCGGAUUUGUGGUGGAAACCUCAUCUGGGGCUGUUAAUCCAGCAAUCUUUGAAAUGAAUUCAAGAUGUCCAGAUGAAGUAGUUAGGCGAAUUCGUGUGAGCGUUUCUUCUUAUGAUCCAACUUGGCAAGGAAGGCUACUGGAGACUUACGAUACUCACAGUGAUGCUUUUCAAAUUGCACCUGCCUGCUGGAUGCCAGAUUGGGCAGAAAUGGCAUCCUCGCUUAACCAGCUAUCGGACUCUGAGGUCCUGUUGCAGUGCUCCACCUCUCCAGCUGCAGAACCACCGCAUUUUGUGGAAAAUGAGAGAAGGAUCUGGAGAUACCUGAUUGAGAAUCCUUAUUGGGAAGACACAUUUCCGAAAUACAAGCCGCGGGUCUUCCACAGGACCAGUGAUGGGAAGUGGUCACGUUACUCAUAGCACCAUCCAGCUACCAUUGGUGAUCUCUGCAGGUGGAACAAGGAGAGAUAUCAUCUCUCCUCUCAGGUCUCAGCAACGCUGCUGCUAUCCCUGUCGAUUCUUGAGGUUUUCUUCUCCUGGAGUUGUCCCAUGUAUCAUCCAUCAUCCUUGGAAGGUGUUUGAGGAUUUAUUCUGGUUUUCCCCCCACAGAAGCAGUGAAUACGGCCUCAACUUCGAUGUCUUGGUGAAUUAAUGAAUUGUUGGUUGAUAAGGGAUAGGGAUAAUGCCAUUCCGUUUCAUCUCAUGUUCUCACUGUUGUUGUUACCUUCUUUUCCUUUUUUUUUUUCUUUCAAGAGGCACAUUUUCAUUUCGGCAGCUCGGCAAUCUUUUCAUAUAUUUUUUUUGUUACUGCACAUCCUCUCCUUAGCUAUAAGUGCUACAGUAGCCUACAUGUGCUAAU
Oryza brachyantha (malo sina) is the source of this 1623-nucleotide messenger RNA. RefSeq names its product protein N-terminal asparagine amidohydrolase. Bases 81 to 1184 code for a protein of 367 amino acids. Lineage: Eukaryota; Viridiplantae; Streptophyta; Magnoliopsida; Poales; Poaceae. The record is from RefSeq and is a predicted model, not a curated record. Gene Ontology annotation, cellular component: nucleus. The transcript has 9 exons. Gene Ontology annotation, molecular function: protein-N-terminal asparagine amidohydrolase activity. Gene Ontology annotation, biological process: ubiquitin-dependent protein catabolic process.